This is a messenger RNA of Lucilia sericata (common green bottle fly), 1176 nucleotides long. Its product is annotated as odorant receptor 59a-like. The transcript is spliced from 2 exons. Gene Ontology annotation, cellular component: plasma membrane. The record is from RefSeq and is a predicted model, not a curated record. Lineage: Eukaryota; Metazoa; Arthropoda; Insecta; Diptera; Calliphoridae. Gene Ontology annotation, biological process: sensory perception of smell; detection of chemical stimulus involved in sensory perception of smell. The coding region runs from base 1 to 1176 and encodes 391 amino acids. Gene Ontology annotation, molecular function: odorant binding; olfactory receptor activity.
AUGACCAUAAGGAAAGUCAAUACAGCAGCACAUAAUGCUGAGCCCAACAGUUGUGGAUUCUUUAAGCUUCACUGGCUUUGCUGGAAGAUAUUGGGCAUUACACUGGAUAUUGAUAAGCACCAUAGGCAUAGACAUAUCUACUUGUUCUAUAGCAUCGUAUUAAAUAUAGUGGUAACCAUUUGUUAUCCAUUACAUUUGGCAUUGCUACUCUUUCGCAGCGAAUUAAUGGCUGAUAAUAUUAAAAAUUUUGCUAUUUGUGUAACUUGUGUGGCCUGCAGUAUAAAAUUCUCAAUUUAUUCCACUAAACUACCGGUAAUACGACAGUUCGAGCAAAUACUUAAACGUUUAGAUGAACGCAUCAAAACUGAAGCAGAAAUGAAUAAUUUUCGACAACUGCGAAAUCGUUUACGCAAUGUUGGUCUCGUUUUUCUGAGCGUAUAUUUGCCGGUGGGCAUAACGGCGGAAUUGUCGGUUAUGUUUCGUGAGGGCAGAAGUUUAUUGUAUCCGGCUUGGUUUCCAUUCAACUGGAUGGAAUCGACGGUUUUGUUUUUUGUGGCAAAUAUUUAUCAAGUUGUUGGUAUAUUCAUUCUGCUGCUAGAAAAUUAUCUUGAUGACACUUUUCCACCGAUGGCUCUGUGUAUGCUAUCGGGUCAUAUUGAAAUACUAUCGGUAAGAGUUUCCAAUAUCGGAUACGAUAAGAAGUCAUUGAAGGAGAAUGAAGAAGAAUUGGAUCGAUGUGUAGAGGAUCAGCAGACUCUGUAUGAACUUUACACCACCAUCGAAAACAUCAUCUCGUGGCCAAUGUUUAUACAAUUCUGUGUCACUGCCACUAAUAUUUGUGUUGCCAUGGCAGCACUAUUCUUCUAUGUUUCGACACCACUAGAUAUUUUAUAUUAUUUUGUGUAUUUCCUGGCCAUGCCUCUGCAAAUAUUUCCAACAUGUUAUUAUGGCAGUGAUUUUCAAUAUUUAUUCGAUCAAUUGCAUAGAGCAAUAUUUGCCAGUAAUUGGACGGAUCAAACAAAAAAAUACAAGAAACAUAUGUUAUUGUUUACGGAGAGAUCUUUGAAGCAGAAUGCGGCAAUGGCUGGUGGUAUGGUGCGCAUACAUUUGGAUACGUUUUUUUCAACAUGUCGUGGAGCCUAUUCUCUGUUUGCCAUUAUAAUGAGAAUGAAGUGA